CUGCCACUCGACUGUAAGAACGCUAUCGACGCUGACGCGGUUAUCGACAAGAUACAUCCCUUGAAAAUAAAUCUUAAGGAUGUUGAUGGGUUAACGAGGGAGAACGCUGGACGUCUCAUGCGUGGUGAAUUGAACCGAACAAUUUUCCCAUGCACUCCUUACGGAUGUUUAUACCUUGUUCAAAAAGCGACAGGAGACGAUAACUACGUCAGUGGAAAGAACGUUGUCGUUUUGGGGCGGUCGAAAAUCGUUGGUGCACCAGCGGCUGCCUUGUUUUUGUGGCAUCACGGAACUGUCACCAUUUGCCAUUCGAAAACGCGAAAUAUAAAGGAGCAGUGCUUGAAAGCAGACAUUCUUGUAGUGGCCAUUGGAAAGAAGCAUUUCGUGAAAGGUGACUGGAUUAAACCGGGCGCAGUUGUGAUCGACUGUGGAAUAAACGUAGAGGAAGCAACAGAACCGGGAAAGAAAAACAAGCUUUACGGCGAUGUCGAGUUCGAAGAAGCCAAAAAGGUCGCUGGCUACAUUACUCCUGUGCCAGGCGGAGUUGGUCCAAUGACAGUUGCCAUGCUCAUACGAAACACCUAUGAACAAGCAGUAGCAAGGAGAUUACAUCAAAAGGCAUCGCUGAAUUAG
Messenger RNA from Cooperia oncophora, 633 nucleotides. Lineage: Eukaryota; Metazoa; Nematoda; Chromadorea; Rhabditida; Trichostrongylidae. The record is from the annotation of a GenBank genome assembly.